AUGUACCGGCCGGCAAAGGCUCGCCUUCGUGCUGAGGGAUUAGGCGUCGACGAGGGUCAAGCUACUCCAGAUGAAUCCCCGUUGAUACCGGAUCUACUGAGCGCCAACUUGGCAGCAGUCGUCGGCGAUACCAGCAUGUACGACGACGAGAGCGAAGAGGGAUCCUCCGAGUCCGUCAGAAACGGAUCGUCAGACCAUCGCUCAUGGGCGGGGACAUGGGACGACCGCACAGGCAGGAAUUAUCAACGCUCGGUUGCGCCAUCCCUUGAGCCACCGUCUGCCAUGGGUACCGUAUCCGGUUCGAUUCGCAUCAUGGAUGGCAAUCCUGUAUUCGUCGGCGAUCCGGAGAGCGACUGGGUGCGCUGCCGUGCUGCUAUGCAUCGUCUCAAGCGGGAUGGGCGCAUACUUGAGGUGUGGAGGAAAUGGCUAGGACAGUCGCAACCGGCGAAGCCUCUACGAGGCAAUGCUGUUGCAAGGCAACCGACUCGGUCUUCGUCUGGCAUUUCCAGGCCGGGUCCUGCGAGAUCAGGCCAAGUGAAUUCGGAUGUCGUCGAGCCCGGCGAUGUACCCUUAGAGUAUGUGAGAGCUGUGUUGGACGAACAUAUCCUCGACGUUCUGCAACUUUUCGUAUAUCCGGACACAAAAGCUCGCUUCCUCGACCUUCUCGCAAUGGUAGGCAUCUUGCCGAGACUGUCUAUGAAUUUGGAGAGCAUUAUGGAUCAGACCGAAUUUUGGAGCUAUUCUGAAGGCCUCAAUCUAGCCGGUACUUCUUCGAGUCCGGGUGGCUCGAAGUCGGCCUGAGCUACUGCGUCUUGUACGAACGGCAGUCAGCCCAUACCGUUUCUGUACGCGUGUCCCUUCACCAACUGUAUUCACUCUUUUGUUGCCUGCC
This is a messenger RNA of Schizophyllum commune H4-8, 892 nucleotides long. RefSeq lists its product as uncharacterized. NCBI's taxonomy places the organism in Eukaryota, Fungi, Basidiomycota, Agaricomycetes, Agaricales, Schizophyllaceae. The record is from RefSeq and is a predicted model, not a curated record. The transcript is spliced from 2 exons. Bases 1 to 801 code for a protein of 266 amino acids.